Messenger RNA from Ichthyophthirius multifiliis, 1080 nucleotides. Its product is annotated as WD40 repeat protein. The record is from RefSeq and is a predicted model, not a curated record. Gene Ontology annotation, molecular function: protein binding. The transcript has 8 exons. Lineage: Eukaryota; Ciliophora; Oligohymenophorea; Hymenostomatida.
AUGAAUGGAAACAUAAACUUUUUAGAAGGGGAUAUCCAAAAAGCUUGUAGUGUUUUAAUAGCUUAAAAUUCUCAAAUUUUAUCCGAUAAUAAACUUUUAUGGAAUGAAUUAAAUAAGAAAAAAGAAAAUAACUAGAAAAAAGUUGAAAAGCUUUUUAGUAUUUUUCUUACUUAUAUUGGUCCUAAAUAAAUUCCGGAAAUUAGUUUUUUACAAAAAAAACAUAAUUAAGAAAAAGCUCAUUUAAAUUCAAUAGAAACAUUAUCUAUUUCAAAAUAAAAUCCUAAUACUUUUGCUACAGGUUCACAUGAUCAUCUUAUAAAGUUAUGGGAUCUAAAUACAUUUAAAGAAACACAAUUAUUAAGAGGACAUUCUUAAGGAGUAUGGAGUACAUAAUUUUCAAAUGACGGAAAAUAAUUAUUGAGUGCAUCUCCAGAUAAAACAUUGAUAAUUUGGGAUUUAAAUAAAGGAAAACCAACAUCUACAUUAAAAGAACAUUUAAAUAAAGUAUAUUUUUGUUAAUAUAAUGAAGAUAAUAAAUUAAUUGCUUCUGGAGGAGAAGAUUAGAGAUUAAUUAUUUGGGAUACUCGUAAAGGAACAGCUAUGAAAAUAAUUGAAAGUGAAAACAAAAUUAUUUAUAAUAUAAAAUGGUCUAAAGAUGGUAAUUAUUUAUGUACUUCGGAAUACGGUGGAAUUUGUAAAAUUUUUGAUGCAAAAAACUUUAAUUUAAUUGCAUAAUUUGGAUCAUAUAAUGAAGAAGAAAGGUCUAGAUAUGUAAAUGUUUUAGAAUUAAGUCCAAAAAAUUAAACAUUAACGAAAGAAUACGAAUUCAUAGCCCAUAUGGAUCCUAUUAAAUGUUUGAAUAUAGAUGGUGAAAAAUAAUUAUUAAUAACUUCAUGCAGAGACGGAAGUGCAAGAGUAUGGGAAGCAUUUAAAAGACAAAAUUAAUAUAGUCCUAAAACUAUAGGAUCACUAAUUGGACAUGAAGAAAACGUAUCUAGUAUAUAGUUUGUCGCUGUAGGCGGAAAAACAUUGUUGCUUACAUCUUCUUACGAUUAAAAAGUUCAUUUAUUUGAAAUUUGA